AAAAAAAAUUACGAUGAAAAAUGCUUUAGGAAAAUAGAAGUUAAAAAAUCGUUAAUGUUUCUCAAAAAAAAAAACGUUAUAUGCGAUGCUAGCUUUAUUGCUGAUGUGAAAUGAAAAUGCGUUUCCGAAGCGAACAACGGAAAGAAUUAUGAAUAAAAAACAAAAGAAUUAGAAAUCGGAAAAUUAACAAACGAAAGCUCUGUGGCAAACCCUAAUCAAUGUUUAAUCAAGUUCGCAUUCGAUUCCCCAAAUUCACAAUUUAGUUCUUUAAAGCAUCUCUCUGGUUUUCAUUUCAAGCUCAGGUUCAGAUAACUUUGAAGUUUCAUGGCAGGCAAUGGCCUGCCAUCUUUGGGUCGUGUAAAGCUCAGUGAUCUUAUUCCAUCUGAAGGCCUUCCUUCUGAUUCUUACAAACUCUCAGUCUCCACCUUGUCUCAGUCACUUGCCCAAUUUUCUGCUGCCAUUAUUCAGUUCUCGGCAAGCGAUGGGGCUCUUCUGAGAUCCGGUUUGGAUUCUGCUCGUCUCUACUUUCAUCAAAGACCAUCAUACCCUUCUGCGGAUAUGAUUCAUACCAACGAUCGUGAGUGGUGCAAGACUUCUGGCUAUUAUGCUGAUCCUCAGUUAUACCAGGAAACCUAUGAUUAUAGACCGGGCUUGACUCCUGCAGAGCCUAAUAAUGGAAUUGAUUAUAAACCUAUGGAAUUUCCUCCAGGAGGAUUGCCUGACAUAUUUGCCUUGCUUGGAAAGGCAGCUAGGGAUAUAUUGGAUGCUAUUAGCUUUUAUUUAAACUUGCGUAGCUCUCCUUUUACUGAAAUACUUGAUAAUGUUCCUUUAAGAAGUAGAGAAAUUUCUUCUUCCGUGUUGUCUGUAUGCUGUCAUGCUAGACCAUCAUUUCAGGGAGCACAACACCAUAAUUUAACUGCUCAAGAGGAUGGUCAGUUGGUUAUGUAUCCUGAUCAUGAGAACCAGGUUGAUAAGAGCUUGAUAUCUCUUGUUAAGUCAGAUAAGGCGGGCUUACACGUAAGAGAUUAUCAUGGUAGGUGGGUUCUUGUGGAUGGUGAUCUUGGCCCUCAGGAAGCUAUUGUUUACCCUGGACUUGCCUUGUAUCAGGCAACUGCAGGCUAUAUAAAUCCUGCAUUGCAGAGAACGGAGAUCAAUAACGUGCAGGGGAACAUGUAUGGGCGCUGUUCUUUGGCUUUUAAACUUAUGCCAAAGUCUAUGACAAGUCUAAGUUGUUCAGAGAUGAGAGCAGCUGGUCACGGUGUUGAAGCUCAGUUCCAGUUACCUGUGCCAGUGGAUGACUUCAUGCAGAGAUCUCACCCGCCUGAUCAGCUCUUUAACAGGCAUAGUUUCCAGAGUUUCAAUUUCCCAACAUCUCAAGAAGGAUCUAUGAAGCCAAUGAUGAAGAGAAGGAAAAAUAAUUCAAGAUGCAAACCUCUGCCACCUUCCAAGAGACUAAGGCUUGAGGCCCAAAGAGUUCUGAAGGAAAGAGUUCAAGACAUUGCAGAUAAGAAGGGCGUCAAGCUAAGGUUCUGCAAUCUGAAGGAGUGUGAGAAUCACAUUCAUGCCCUUGAUAGCCCUUGUGCCAAUAUUAGAUUGGAGAUUGGGUGGCCUCCUGGAGUGCCAUUUGUUCAUCCCCAUGAUUUGCCUAACAAGGCAAAGAUUGGAUUCCUUGAAGCAUAUGAGCCUGGGUGGACAGCAACUCAUGGUAUGGAGUUAAGUCUGACCGAACCUGGACAAGGCAGUCAACAUUCAGCCAACUGUACCUGAAUCAGUUUCCAUGUUUCCAAUAUGCAGGGAUCCUUGAUCAGCUUCUGAAUAGCAUGCUCUUUGGAGGGGGGGUACACUAUACUGUAGAAGAAUGAAGAAAUAACAAUCAUGCAGAUAGUUUGAAGCCUAAGGGGAGACAGCUAGGAGUCUAAUUUGUGAACCUUAUCCAUAGCAGCUGCUGCAGACUUGACACAACCCAUGUUUUCUCCAGGGUACGAGAGAAAGAAGCUCCUGUUAUAAUAAGAACAAAGCUGCAGUUUGUCUCUGUACAAAAAUCUGUAGGAGUUACAUUCGCUUACAAACCUUUCCAACAGCUAAUUUUUUAAAUCUUUGCAGUGUUCGCUUAUGAAUUUUCUGUAGCUGGUUACAGGUCUGUGCAAAUCUUGUAUGCUUGUGACAUUCAGAUUCUAGUAUUCUAAUAUGAAAACAUUUAACAGGGGGAAGUUGUGUACUUAGCCAGUGGGCUUGUCAUGUCUGUACAACGAGCAGUGUGUAAAUGAUGAUUCAGUUCUAUUUCUUUCAGUUUCAAUCUAAUAGGCUUUGAAAA
Messenger RNA from Jatropha curcas, 2314 nucleotides. Its product is annotated as 2-oxoglutarate (2OG) and Fe(II)-dependent oxygenase superfamily protein. NCBI's taxonomy places the organism in Eukaryota, Viridiplantae, Streptophyta, Magnoliopsida, Malpighiales, Euphorbiaceae. The record is from RefSeq and is a predicted model, not a curated record.